Molecule: messenger RNA, 2478 nt
Organism: Candoia aspera
Lineage: Eukaryota; Metazoa; Chordata; Lepidosauria; Squamata; Candoiidae
Product: zinc finger protein RFP-like
Exons: 9
Coding region: 1-2073 (690 amino acids)
Biological process (GO): protein ubiquitination
Cellular component (GO): cytoplasm
Molecular function (GO): ubiquitin protein ligase activity; protein binding; zinc ion binding
Source: RefSeq, a predicted model, not a curated record
AUGGAGAUUUGUGUACCAGAAGUCAGUGUGGGACCUGCCCAGUCCUGUCGGGAGACAGUAUUGUUGGGGCUGAUUGGCAGAACUCCAGACUCCUGGCUAAAGAGGAAACGUGGGAUUCCACACGGAAUCCGAAGCCACACGGUGUUUCCGAUCGAAGAGGCCGCCCAGGACUACAAGCUGCGGAACUACAGUCCCCGCCUCGCCCCUCCCACCCUUGGCAACGCUGACCGAGGGCAGCCUCCCCGCUCCCGCCACUCCCGCAUUUUAGAAAGGAAUGCAAUUUGCCAGUCUCCUGAGCUGCCGCCCUCCUUUCUGGCACGCAGCCGCCUAACUGAGGAGCGGCUUGAUGGCGAGCAAGCUCUUCCUCCAGGGGGCUCGAACAUAGGGCAGGCGCAGCCCCAGAGCUCCGCACCGGCGCCGCCCGAGGCUGUGAGGAACAGAGCGGGGGGCUGCGAGGGCUUCCGCAAAGAGAUGCCUUGCAGGCUUCGGGCCUUGCUCCAGACGCGCCUGAUUGAACUCGAGGGGGUCGACUGUAGAGGCUUGCGCUUCCUGAGCCCCCCCCUCAGUUCAUCUGCCCGGGGUACCGAUACAGUUGAUCCAUCCGGGGCCAGGAGAGGGGGACUCUGGGUCGCCAUGGAGAACCCGGUGGAAAGCCUGCACAGAGAAGCCACGUGCUCCGUGUGCCUGGAGUAUUUCCGAGACCCGGUUUCCAUCCCUUGCGGCCACAGCUUCUGCCGCGCCUGCAUCACCCAGUGCUGGAAGGAGCAGGGCACCAACUUCUCCUGUCCGCAGUGCCGGGAAGUUGCCCUGCAGAGGAAUUUCAGGCCCAACAGGGAGCUGGGAAACGUGGUAGAAAUCACCAGGCGGCUGAGUUUGCACGCCUUGCAAGGGGCCGCUGGGCAGGAAGGAGGAGAGGAGAGGCCGCUGUGCGAGAAGCAUCAGGAGGCGCUGAAGCUCUUUUGCAGCGAAGAAGAAAGCCUGAUCUGCUGCAUCUGCAGAGAGGCGCGCGCUCACCGAAGCCACACGGUGUUUCCGAUCGAAGAGGCCGCCCAGGACUACAAGAAGGAAAUUGAAUGCCGUCUGCAGAAGCUGAAGGAAGAGCUGGAGAAACUUCUGCGAUUAAAACUGGCUGGCGAGGUUAGACAUCAGGAAUCCCUGAGUCAGACAGACACUGAGAGACAAAAGGUGGUGAUGGAAUUUGAGCAAGCGCAUCACUUUCUGGAUGAGCAGGAGAAGCUUCUGCUGGCUCAGCUGAAGGAGAUGGAGAGGGAGAUUGUCAAGCAUCAGAAAAUAUACGACACAAAGGUUUCUGAUGAAAUCGUUGCUCUCACUAUCCUGAUUGAUGAGAUAGAAGAGAAGGUAGAGCAGCCGGACAGUGAAUUCCUUCAGGAUAUCAGAAGCACAUUGUGCAGGUUUGAUAAGGAGCCCUUUCAAGUCCCUGAGGGGAUGCCAGUCAAGAUGGAAAAGAGACUAGAGGAGUUCUCCGAGAAAAAUACAGUGCUUGCAGAAAUGCUGAAGAAUCUCAAAGACACUCUGCCAUCAGAACUAGGAACUGAAUGGGUGAACAUAACCCUUGACAAGGACACAGCAAACCCCCAAGUCAUCAUUUCUGAGGAUCGAAAAAGUGCGAGAUGGGAUGUCACCCGGACAGAUGUGCCACAUAAUCCUAAGCGAUUUAAGUCCUCUUGCUGUGUGCUGGGUUGUGAAGGAUUCACAGCAGGGAGACACUAUUGGGAAGUCAAUGUGGAAGAUGGAGGCAUCUGGGCCAUAGGAGUAGCCAGGGGCUCUGUGAGAAGGAAGAUAGAACUCAAACUCACCCCAGAGGAAGGGAUUUGGGCCUUGCAAGGAGAUUUCGGUCAAUACCAGGCGCUCACCUCACCUGUAACAGCUCUGCCGCUCCUUUGCACUCCCAGAAGGAUCAGAGUAUUUCUGGAUUAUGAAAGGGGGCAGGUAGAAUUCUUCAACGCUGACACAAAAGAUUCAAUCUUCCUUUUUUCCUCAGCAUUGUUUGCUGGCGAGAGAAUUUUCCCCUUUUUCAAGGUGUUGCUUGCUCAGCUGACGCUUGAUGGCUGAAGAGUUUCCUUUGAGGAAGAUGGCAUUACAUCAAAUCUGAAAUUGAGAGGGGUUUAAAGGAAGAAUUAUGCAUGUUGAAUGAAGUUCUGGUCUGCACUAAUAGCUGCAAGUACUAAAAAGUGGAAGUGGUUUCUACAGAUGUAAUUAGCGUAGAUCAGUGUGGUGCCAUGUUGUGUAUACGACACUGAAUGUGGAUGAUGUCUGCACUGUAAUCUAGGAAGUGGAUUAGAACAAGUGGCUUUAAUUAUGUAGUAGCCUGCAAAGUUGUGUAUUUUUGUCCAUUCACCAGUCCCUCAUGUUGUAACAGGUCCUUAUCAUUUUGUCAAAGAAGUUGGUUUGAACAUCAUCUGAUGCCUCUGGUUUUUGUCUAUUACUCAUUUUUAAUGAUGUUACCCUUUAUUGGGU